Messenger RNA from Lineus longissimus, 1140 nucleotides. Its product is annotated as creatine kinase B-type-like. NCBI's taxonomy places the organism in Eukaryota, Metazoa, Nemertea, Pilidiophora, Heteronemertea, Lineidae. Bases 1 to 1140 code for a protein of 379 amino acids. The transcript is spliced from 4 exons. Gene Ontology annotation, molecular function: creatine kinase activity. The record is from RefSeq and is a predicted model, not a curated record. Gene Ontology annotation, biological process: phosphocreatine biosynthetic process.
AUGGCCAACAAACUACAGAAGAAUUACCCCACAGAGGCGGACUUUCCCGACCUGACGAAGCAUAACAACUGGAUGGCCCAAUGCCUGACGCCAGAGAUCUACGCCAAACUCCGGGACAAAACCACACCAAGUGGGUUCUCGAUCGACGCGGCUAUUCAGACUGGUGUUGAUAACCCAGGCCACCCCUUCAUUUAUACCGUGGGAUGUGUUGCUGGUGACGAAGAAACGUACGAAGUAUUCGCUGAUCUGUUCGACCCCGUCAUCGAUGGCCGUCACGGUGGCUACGCGAAGGACGCCAAACACAAGACCGAUCUUAACCCCGCCAACCUGAAGGGAGGUGAUGACCUGGACCCGGCCUACGUCUUGAGCAGCCGUGUCCGCACUGGUCGUAGCAUCAAAGGAAUCUGCUUACCGCCCUGGUGCUCCCGCUCCGAGAGACGCAAGGUGGAGAAGAUUGUUACUGACGCUCUCAACCAGCUUGAUGGAGAAUUCAGCGGUACCUACUUCCCACUGUCCACCAUGUCCGAGGCAGACCAGGACAAGCUGAUCGAAGAUCAUUUCCUCUUUGACAAACCAGUGUCCCCACUCCUAACGUGCGCUGGGAUGGCAAGGGACUGGCCCGACGGGCGAGGAAUCUGGCACAACAAGGACAAGAACUUCCUCGUCUGGGUAAACGAGGAGGACCACACCCGUGUCAUUUCCAUGGAAAAGAGUGGAAACAUGAAGAAGGUCUUCACGAGGUUCUGCGACGGUUUGAACAAGGUCGAAGAGUGCAUGAAGAAGAAAGGAGCAGAGUACAUGUGGAACGAGCAUCUCGGUUAUGUGCUGACGUGCCCGAGCAACCUGGGCACUGGUCUCCGCGCCGGCGUGCACGUACGGAUCCCCAAGGUCAGCGCAGACGAGAAGCGCUUCGACGACAUCUUGGACAAGCUUCGUCUCCAGAAGCGUGGCACCGGUGGCGUUGACACCGCCGCACAGGGAGGCAUCUUCGAUCUCUCAAACGCAGAUCGUCUUGGUUUCUCGGAGGUUGAAUUGGUCCAGUUCGUAGUGGACGGGGUCAAGCUCCUUGUCGAGAUGGAAAAGCGUCUUGAGGCGGGCAAGCCCAUCGAUGACCUCAUCCCAAAAGAGAAGAAGAAAUAG